AUGUCUUCAGUACCGCCUCCCAAACCACGAAGACGCCUUUCCUUCCAUACUAAACGCCUGUCUCGCAAGGACGCUUCCCUAGAAUCGCAGUCUCCAACAAACAAAGGCGUUAAUAUGAGUUCCAGAGGACUUUUUCGUAAAUCCACCUCUGGGAAGGCAUCGUCCUCCACAGAUGCCCCUCAAGACAAUACGUUCUCCAAGAUCCAGGCAUUGGCGCGCGAUCCUGUAUCGCGCUUUAAAGAUAACUUGAAGACUGUCGUGGAAGAAAAGAGCUUAGAACUUGGGAAUAUGGCGAAAGAAACUAGUUUGGCUCUAGGCAAACGUAGCAAGGAGGUUGUAGAACGAUUGAAGAAACGAAACAACGCACAAAACGAACAUUUAACAAACGUCAAUAUCUUUGGCUUGCCACUAAAAACGGCCACCAAGUUGACACGGAUUGAAAAGGACAAAAGGUUUAUUCAUAAAGACCCAUCAAAAUAUUGGUUGCCUGCCAUCAUGGUUAGAUGUCUUGAAUUCUUGGAUACGUAUGGUGUGAGGGAAGUCGGUAUAUAUAGAGUCUGUGCGAGUCAAGUGGCUGUUGAACGAAUACGUGGCGUUUUUAAUUCAGGUGCGGAUUUAAAUUUUCUACAAAGCACGCAUGAGGAUCCGCAUGCGGUGGCAGCAUUGUUGAGACGAUAUUUGAGAGAACUACCGGAACCAAUACUAACAACAACCCUCGCGGGAGAGUUUAACGCUUGUGUACAGCAUUAUGCAAAUUCGGCGUACGCCACUUCAAACUUUAUAGCUCCAUCAUCGACAUUACUUUUUACUUCACCCGUAGUGGUGCCUGACGGAUUACCUCAUGCUUUAGCGUCUAUUGUUUCUCGACUGCCACCAUACCAUUUUUACCUCCUCCGUGCCCUUUCUUCACAUUUGGCUCGUGUCAAUAAUAACAGUGAAAUUAAUAAGAUGAAUAUCUCUAACCUUGGGCUAAUCUUUUGCCCAUCGUUAAGCAUAGGGUCAAUAUUAUUGAAAGCUUUCGUCGAACAUUUAGAUAUUGUAUUUGGGGGUCAGUGUCAGUUGGAAGAACAAGAAUUACUGGAGGAGGAACAAGAAAAUCCGGUCAAGGAAAAGCAAGUAACGGAUAUAUAUCGAACAACAAAUAUCUCAGAAGAGUUCUCGAAGAGUAUAAAAGACUUAUUAACAUUCGAAGAGAAAGCAGUGAAAUCAUCUGGUCACUCUUUGCCUUCUUCUUUCUCGUCGUCAUACUCUUCUACUAAUGUGAAUGAAGAUGGCAUAUAUAGUAAUACUACCCAGAUGACUGCAAACACCAAAGACGCUGUGAAAUAUGGCACGAUCUCUACGGUCAGAACUCGAGAGUCUCUACGAGCUAUUUCAUCAUCGCCGUCUUUAUAUUCGAUGCAAAUGAAGGAAGCAAAUAAUUCCCAACCAAUUAAUGGAACGAAUGCUAGUAAUUCUUUUGGUGGAAAUAAAGUACUCUUUUCCCUCUCUGACGUGACAAAUGAUAAUCAAAAUCACAACGUGAGUACCGCUGCUCUCAUGCCGGAGCCUUCAGAUCACAAUAAUUCUGCCGUUAGUAGUUUCUAUCGAAGACGCACGAGGUCUGCAGGUGUUCGUAAUGUUCCUUUGAAUUUGUGGGAUUAUUCGUCCUCGUCCGCAACGUCCUCAGAUGACGAAGGAAAUGCUGGUGAUAAAUCAGAGGAAGUUGAAGACGCUUCGCCCAAAUUAAUGGCAUUCAAUUACUUUGAUCAAUCAGGGGUUGAAACUCUCGGUGUGCUCAACUUAUCGCCUAGAGCCUCGCAUCAAUGGGCAUUGCAUAACAAUGGAGUAGAUGGUAAAAAGUCAGCAACAACAUCCGUCUUAAAUCGACGUCCAAGCUUAGAAGAGAGAGAGUAUUGGAAAAGAACUAUUCUGACGGCUUCGUCCGAAGAGAUUGCCCAUAAGAAUUUGGAUGGUAAAAGUGAUGAAACGGGGUCAAAGGCUGAGGAACAUGGUUCACAUGGGCCGAAGGAUGCUAUAGAAGUAGCUCCGGGCUUGAAUGGAGAGUUGAAUGUGAUGAAGGGUAAAAGUUUAAAAAGUGUAUCCAAUAUCUUAGGAAUGGGUUAA
Paraglomus brasilianum is the source of this 2106-nucleotide messenger RNA. Lineage: Eukaryota; Fungi; Glomeromycota; Glomeromycetes; Paraglomerales; Paraglomeraceae. The record is from the annotation of a GenBank genome assembly.